AGAGUGCGUGCCUGUGUAUUUCAAACGUCCUGCGUCUCGCUCGCGCCCGCCUCGCCCUCGCCCCCUUGAGACGGAAAAAAGCGCCAGAGGGGUCACCGUGGGGGUGUCUUCUCCAGCAGCAGGCCAGCAGGCGGCCAGCCGGGCAGCGCCAGCGCCAGCAGCGCCAGCGCCAGAAGCGCCAGCGCCAGGCAGCGCCAGAGCCAUGGCAGCGCCAGCAGCGCCAGGCCCAGCAGCGCCAGCAGCGCCAGAGCCGCCAGCAGAGCCAGCAGCGCCAGCGCCGCCAGGCAGCGCAGCAGAGCGCCAGCGCCUACGCCAGCGACGGAGCGCCAGCGCCAGCAGGCGCCAGCGCCAGCACGCCAGCGCAGCAGCGCCCGCAGGCGCAGCAGCGCCAGCAGCGCCAUAGGGCGCCGCCAGCAUGGCCGCAGCGCCAGCAGCGCCAGCAGCGCCAGCAGCGCCAGCAGGCGCCAGAGCGCCAGCAGCGCCAGCGCCAGCAGCGGCCAGCGCCAGCAGCGCCAGCGCCAGCGAGACGCCAGCAGCGCCCAUGCGAGCGCCAGCAGCGCAGCGCCGCCAGCAAGCGCCAGAGGCCGCCCACGGCCGCGCCAGCAGGCGCCAGCAGCUCCAGACGCGCCAGCAGCGCCAGCAGCGCCAGGCACGCCAGCCAGCGCCAGCAGGCGCCAGAAGCGCCAGAAGCGCCAGACAGUGGCGCCAGCAGCGCCAAGCAGCGCCAGCAGCGCCAGGGAGCGCCAGCAGCGCCAGCCAGCUCCGCAGUCGCACACAGGCGCCAGAGCGCCAGAGCGCCAGCAGCGCCAGCAGAGCCAGCCAGCGCCAUUGGCAGCGCCAGCAGCGCCAUGCAGCGCCAGCAGCCGCCAGCAGCGCCAGAGCGCCAGCGCAUGCCAGAAGCGGCCAGGCAAGCUGCCAGCAGAGCCAGAAGCGCCAGGAGCAGCCAGAAGGCGCCAGCAGCGCAAGGCAGCGCCAGGAGGCAAGCAGGCGCCAGCGCCAGCAGCGCCAGCGCCGCAGCGCCAGCGCCAGAGCGCCAGGCGCCAGGCAGAGCCAGGCGCCAGGGCAGCGCCCGCGCCAGCAGCGCCAGCGCCAGCAGCGCCAGGCGCCAGCAGCGCACAGAGAAAGCCAGCAGCGCAAGCGACGUCAGCAGGGCGCCAGCAGCGCCAGGCAGAGGACAGAAGCGCCAGCAGCGCCGCAGCGCCAGCAGCGUCCAGCGCCAGCCAGGCGGCCCAGCGCCAGCAGCGCUAGCGCCAGCAGAGCCAGCGCCAGCAGGCGCCAGCAGCCGCCAGCGCCAGAGCGCCAGCGCCAGCAGCCCAGCGGCCAGCAGGGCCAGCGCCAGCAGCGCCAGAGCUCAGCAGGACCAGACGGCCAGAAGCGCCAGCAGCGCCAGCAGCGCAGCAGCGCCAGAAGGCCAUGCAGGCGGCCAGCAGAGCCAGCAGCGCCAGCAGCGCCAGCAGCGCCAGCAGCGCCAGCAGCGCCAGCAGCGCCAGCAUGCGCGAGCAGCGCCAGCAGCGCCAGCAGCGCCAGGCAGCGCCAGGCAGGCGAAAGCAGCGCCAGCAGAUGGCCAGCAGCGCAAGCAGCGCCAGCAGCCCAAGCAGCGCCAGCAGCGCCAGCAGGUCCAGCAGCGCCAGCAGCGCAGCAGCGCCAGCAUGCGCCAGCAGCGCCAGGCAGCGGCCAGCAGCGCCAGCAGCGCGCAGCAGCGCCAGCAGCGCCAGCAGCGCAAGAAGCGCCCAGUCAGCGCGCAGCAGCGCAAGCAGCGCCAGCAGCGCCAGCAGCGCCCAGAGCGCCAGCAGCGCCAGCAGAGCCAGCAGCGCCAGCAGCCGCAGCAGCGCCAGCAGCGCCAGCAAAAGCGCACAGGCAGCGCCAGCAGCGGGCCAGCAGCGCCAGCAGCGCAGGCAGGCACGCAGCGCCUAGCAGCGCCAUCGGCAGCGCCAGCAGCCCAGCAGCCCAGCAGCCCAGCAGCGCCAACCAGCGCCAGAAGCGCCACAGCGCCGCAGCGCCUAGCAGGCGCCAGCAGGCCAGCAAGCGCCAGCAGCGCCGGCAGCGCCAGCAGGCCAGCUACGCCAGCACAGCGCCAGGAGCGCCAGCCAGCGCCAGCACGCCAGCAGCGCCGAGGCACGCGCAGCAGCGCCAGCAGGCACAGCGCCAGCAGCGCCUAG
Penaeus indicus is the source of this 2159-nucleotide messenger RNA. RefSeq lists its product as uncharacterized. NCBI's taxonomy places the organism in Eukaryota, Metazoa, Arthropoda, Malacostraca, Decapoda, Penaeidae. The record is from RefSeq and is a predicted model, not a curated record.